Molecule: messenger RNA, 1509 nt
Organism: Miscanthus lutarioriparius
Lineage: Eukaryota; Viridiplantae; Streptophyta; Magnoliopsida; Poales; Poaceae
Source: the annotation of a GenBank genome assembly
AUGACUCGGCCCGACGACCUCCCAGGCGGUCGUGCGGCGAACCCCGACGGCCCCGCAGUCUCGCCCCGAGCCCCAACGCCCCUCGGCGGCCGUGGCCUGUGCUCCAACGGCCGCACGCCCACACGUCGACAACCUGGCGGCUGCAUCCCGAGCUCCGACGGCCACGUCACGUGCUCCGGCGGUCGCCUCUCGAGAUCCGACGGCCACGUCCCAAGCUCCGAUGGCCGCAUCUCGAGCUCCGGCGUCGCGUCUCAACGGCCGCAAGCUUGCCCAGCGGCCACGUGCUUGCUCAGUGGCCGCGAGCUCCGGCAACGAUGUGCCUUCCCGGCGGCGGGGCGAGCCAUCCCGAGCGUCGGCGUGAAGAUCUACAGCGUCUUCUUCAAGCUCUUCCUCCGCCACCGCCUCCAGUCGCUGGUCGCCACCGCCGCCGUGGGGGACCUCGACAACGCGGCCUUUGGGGUCUCCUACCGCCCCGACGAGGCCACCGCACCGCCCAACCCGGCCUUCUCCGCCUCCACCGACGGCGUCGCCUCCAAGGACCUCCACAUCGACCCCAACUCCUCGCUCUCCGUUCGUAUCUUCCUCCCCACGCCCCCACUGCCAUCCCUUUACGCACCUCCUCGCGCCACGCCGCAGAUUCGCGCCAGCCAAAGACCCCACUCGACGUCCCCGCGCGCCCGCCGGUGUGCCAUAUUGAGGUUCCACGGCGGCGGCUUCGUCACCGGGAGCAACACCGCGCGUGUCUACAGGAGGGUCGCCAAGCUCUGUGAUGCCAUUGUCAUCGCCGUGGGGUACAGGUUUGCGCCAGAGAGCCGAUACCCUAUCGCGUUCGAGGACGGGAUCAAGGUGCUCAAGUGGAUCGCCAAGCAGGCCAAUCUCGCCAAGAUGACCAAGGUCGGGGGUGGUGUCGACACCUUCGGUGCAUCCACUGUUGAGCCAUGGAUUGCUACACAUGGUGAUCCAGCUAGAUGUGUUCUACUUGGUGCAAGCUGUGGUGCAAAUAUUGCUGAUUAUGUCACUCGGAAGGUGGUCGAAGAUGGGAAACCAUUUGACCCAGUUAAGGUUGUUGCACAAGUUCUGAUGUAUCCCUUUUUCAUAGGGAGUGUUCCGACACACUCGGAAAUAAGGCUUGCGAACUCAUACUUCUAUGACAAGUCCACAUGUUUACUUGCUUGGAGAUUAUUUUUGUCAGAGAAAGAGUUCAACCUAGACCACCCUGCUGCCAACCCUCUGGCGCCUGGCAGAGGAGGCCCCCCACUGAAGUGCAUGCCGCCGACCUUGACAGUUAUUGCCGAGCAUGACUGGAUGAGGGAUCGAGCAAUCGCUUACUCUGAGGAACUCCGCAAGGUUAAUGUUCACUCGCCGGUUCUUGACUACAAGGAUACAGUUCACGAGUUUGCAACCCUGGAUGUGUUCCUAAAAACACCACAAGCACAUGCCUGUGCCAAGGAUAUUGCCAUAUGGAUGAAGAAAUAUAUCUCCCUCCGAGGGCACGAGUUCUCAUAUUAG